AUGAACUGGUUUUGGCUUCAUUCUCCACCAGAUUUCAUUGGUCAAGUACUCAACGUCCAGGAGAUCCAAACUGUACCUGUCCAAGGGAAGGAAAACACUAAUCACGAAGUAUUGGAUAAUUGCAGUGAUGAACGUGUUAGCGGAUGCCUUUGGGAGUCUUAUGCUGAGCAGUUAUAUGAUGCAUGCAAGGAAGCAAAUGGCGAACCGGAGAUUUGCAAGUUACCAAUGCUUAUGAUACAUCUCAACUCAUUAUCAAUCCAGUAUGUCCCGAGGCUGACCACUUUCGAGCAAGUUUACCUUCUGAAUGGAUUGGCAAUUGCAAUGAACCUGAAAGAGGACGAUGCAUUAGUGCAGCUUCAGAAACAGCAAAAGGCGGAUGAGUGGUUGACGCUUGAUCUUAAGUCCGUUUAUGAUGUCACGAGUUCUACCGAGAUUGAGAAAUUUAGAAUCCGUGCAAAGGUCACUGCUAUUGAUACUGAUUGGGGAUGGUAUUACUUUGGUUGCGUUCAACAUCGGGUUUUCAAAGACUUGAAAAAGGAGUCUUCCACCAGACCACGACCAGUAGUUCCUAUUUGGUAUUGUGAUAACUGCAAGACAAAUAUCAAAGCGGUUUCACCAAAAUUCAAGCUACAUUUAAUCAUUGAAGAUGAUUCUGGUGAGACUAAGAUAAUGCUCAUGGAUUCUGUUGCUAACGGGAUGGUCAACAAGACAGCUGCAUUCCUACUUAAUGGUUCUACUGAUGAGAUUCAAGACCCGGAACUUCUUCCUGAUUCCAUAAAAGAUUUGGUUGGGAACACUUUCGAUUUCUUGGUGGGUGUAGAGAAGGAGCACAUCAUGUAUGGAAAUGACACCUACAAGGCUCACAAAGUGAAAAAUGGUCAUAUCACGGGUCAUUCUGAUUCAGCCAAUGAGAUCAUUACUGUUGAGGAUGAUCUCUCUCAAAUUCAUUCUGACAAUGAGGCCUCUGUUGUGAAGAGCAAUGGGAUGACACCAUCUCCUAAGCGCAGUAUUGAAGACAGCAAUAUCAGAAGUGAGCUCUCUUCCACUUCAAAGAAACAGUGCACCAAGCUCAUCAACCUAGAAGACGAAAGCAAUGGUGUUGAUGUGAAGACGUUGACCGAGUAG
Microthlaspi erraticum is the source of this 1125-nucleotide messenger RNA. NCBI's taxonomy places the organism in Eukaryota, Viridiplantae, Streptophyta, Magnoliopsida, Brassicales, Brassicaceae. The record is from the annotation of a GenBank genome assembly.